AUGUGUCCAGGAAUGAGCUUAAAACAGCGACGAAAAUGGGAUGCUCUGAGUGGCCGCACCCCCAUCUUACAGACUAUGAUAGAAGUAGCUGUGAUUGCGAGACCAUCCUUCAUACGAAAUUUUGGAGCAUCCUCCAACAUGGCUUCCUUAUCGAAGCGGCAAGAAACGGAGUCGGCGAUCGCAACGGGAACAUCCCAUGAGCUUGUCAAUCGCCUCAAUCAAAGCAAAUCACCAUAUGUUCGCGGACACAUGAAUAACCCUGUUGCGUGGCAAAUGUGGGAUGCGGAAGCAAUUGCUUUGGCUAAGAAACUCAACCGCAUGGUAUUCUUAAGGUGUCAUGUUAUGGAGAAAGAGUCGUUCAUGUCUCCUGAGGUUGCGGCUAUACUGAACAAGGCAUUUAUCCCUAUAAAACUCGACCGAGAAGAACGACCAGAUAUCGAUGAUGUAUACAUGAACUAUGUGCAGGCCACAACAGGUUCUGGCGGAUGGCCGUUAAACGUAUUCCUCACGCCGGAUCUAGAACCGGUCUUUGGAGGCACAUACUGGCCAGGCCCGCAUUCCAGUGCGUCCUCCACACUUGGUGGAGAGGGGCAGGUCACCUUUAUCGACAUUUUAGAAAAACUACGAGACGUGUGGCAAACGCAGCAGUUGAGGUGUCGCGAAAGUGCAAAAGAUAUUACGAGGCAGCUCCAGGAGUUUGCGGAGGAAGGUACUUACUCCAAACUAAGGGGUGCGGGUGCGGAUGAGGAGGAGGAUUUGGAAGUUGAGCUGUUGGAAGAGGCAUAUAAACAUUUUGCUUCGCGUUAUGAUCCUGUCAAUGGAGGAUUCUCACGGGCGCCUAAAUUCCCUACUCCGGCUAAUUUGAGCUUUCUGGUUAAUCUUUCCCGUUUUCCCAGCGCCGUCGCUGACAUUGUGGGCUACGAGGAAUGUGCCCAUGCUCUUGAAAUGGCUAUCAAAACCCUUAUCUCUAUAUCUCGGGGAGGCAUCCAUGACCAUAUAGGACAUGGUUUUGCGCGGUAUAGCGUGACGACAGACUGGAGUCUACCGCAUUUUGAGAAAAUGCUGUACGACCAAGCCCAGUUGCUAGGUGUUUACACUGAUGCCUUCGAUUCUGCACACGACCCGGAGCUUCUGGGAGCUAUGUAUGACAUUGCGGCUUAUAUCACGAGUCCUCCAGUACUCUCACCAACAGGUGGUUUCCAUUCAUCGGAAGAUGCGGACAGCCUGCCUACCCCGAGCGACACUGACAAGAGAGAAGGCGCCUUUUACGUAUGGACACAUAAGGAAUUCAAACAGAUUCUCGGCCAACGGGAUGCGGACGUAUGUGCCCGUCACUGGGGUGUUCUGCCAGAUGGAAACGUUGAGCGAGUAAAUGAUCCACAUGAUGAGUUCAUCAAUCAAAAUGUCCUCAACAUCCAGACUACACCUGGAAAACUCGCAAAGGAGUUCGGAUUAAGUGAGGAGGAAGUUGUCAGAAUCAUCAAGGCAUCCACAGAGAAGUUACGGGAAUAUCGGGAAAGCAAACGGGUACGUCCCGCGCUGGAUGAUAAGAUUAUCGUAGCAUGGAAUGGGCUCGCCAUUGGCGCGCUGGCUAAAUGCAGUGUUGUCCUCGAUAAUGUGGAUAGAAUCAAGGCACAGGAGUUCAGGCUGGCUGCAGAAAAUGCAGCGAAGUUUAUCAGGCAGAGCCUCUUCGAUCCUGCAUCUGGUCAACUCUGGCGUAUAUACCGUGGUGAAGAAAGGGGGGAUACCCCCGGCUUCGCUGACGAUUAUGCGUAUCUCAUCUCUGGACUUAUUGAUCUCUACGAAGCAACGUUCGAUGACAGUUAUUUACAAUUCGCGGAGCAGUUGCAACACGCUUCGACGCCAUCACCCAACGGCGUCAUCGCUCGAAACCUCCUCCGCCUCUCCACCCUCCUCGAAGACGACACUUACAGGCGCCUGGCACGAGACACCGUCAGCGCCUUCGCUGUGGAGGUCAUGCAGCACCCAUUCCUCUUCGUCGGGUUGCUGGAUGCCGUUGUCGGGCUGGAGGUGGGGGUUAAAGGGGUUGUGGGAGUUAUUGGGCAGAAUGACGAUGUGGGACUGGGUGAGGAUGAGAGGGAAGCGGCGCGUGAAGGCGAUGCUGGUGUAGAGAAUGUAGAGGAAGGGUUAAGGGCGACGACAGGGGCAUCUCCUCUUGCAGCGCGCGAAGCGGUCAUUCGAAGAGCACGCGCGGAGGCAGGGUCCGCAGCGUCCACUUCCACGGCGGUGGUUUCUAUCAUCGAUGUACGCACCACCGGCGAUACCACUGUGUCCGAAAGCGCGCAGAAGUCGAACUGGUUGCGGACGCGCAAUUUGUUGCUGAGAGAUAUCCGACCUGGGAAGAAUUACUUGCUUGUCUGUGAGGCGGGGACGUGUCGGGUUAUUGAUAUCUGA
Messenger RNA from Histoplasma capsulatum G186AR, 2415 nucleotides. RefSeq names its product DUF255 domain-containing protein. Bases 1 to 2415 code for a protein of 804 amino acids. Gene Ontology annotation, biological process: carbohydrate metabolic process. The record is from RefSeq and is a predicted model, not a curated record. Lineage: Eukaryota; Fungi; Ascomycota; Eurotiomycetes; Onygenales; Ajellomycetaceae. The transcript is spliced from 5 exons.